Molecule: messenger RNA, 4614 nt
Organism: Didymosphaeria variabile
Lineage: Eukaryota; Fungi; Ascomycota; Dothideomycetes; Pleosporales; Didymosphaeriaceae
Product: ATP-binding cassette transporter snq2
Exons: 1
Coding region: 1-4614 (1537 amino acids)
Biological process (GO): transmembrane transport
Cellular component (GO): membrane
Molecular function (GO): ATP hydrolysis activity; ATP binding; ABC-type transporter activity
Source: RefSeq, a predicted model, not a curated record
AUGUGGGGGGCGGGUCUUACCAGGACCAACACCCAGGACAGUCGAAGGAAUCCUUGGCACAAUGAAGCGCAAAAUCUCCCGGAUCGUCUAGAGGAGGUCGAGACACCACCGGAAGGUAGUGACACCAGUGACUCCGGUGAGCAUGGGUAUCGAUCAACGGUUGAGGGAACCUGGGGAGAACGAGAUGCGGGAGAUAUCAACACACAUGUGGCCGCCGAGGAGUUUGCGGUCCUGCGAGAGACGCUAAGUCAUAUGAGCCAACGGAGUGGGCGAAGCGGACUACAGCGACGACAUUCCAUGGCCCCGACGGAAAGCAGGAUUGAUGAGGAACUUGGUGAUGCCGGUGCUGCGACCGCCGAGAAAGAGGAUGAUUUCGAGUUGGGAGCUUUCAUGAAGGAGGGCCAUUUCGAAAAACGCAAGAAUGGACAGUCCGCUAAGAAAGUCGGGGUGGUUUGGAAAAACCUCACAGUACGAGGUGUCGGUAGCACAUCGACUUUCGUAAGGACAUUACCCGACGCAAUCAUCGGAACCUUCGGACCUGAUCUGUACAAACUUGUAUCUCGGUUUAUACCCGCAUUGAAAUUAUCUCGCCACUCUCAGACCCGAACUUUGAUCAACGACUUCUCAGGUGUUGUCAAGGACGGAGAGAUGAUGCUUGUUCUUGGUCGACCUGGAUCAGGGUGCUCUACCUUCCUCAAAGCGAUCGCAAACGACAGGGACAGCUAUGCCUCAGUAGACGGAGACGUUUCGUACGGCGGCAUACCUGCCGAGGAGCAGGGCAAGAAAUUCCGUGGAGAGGUUAACUACAAUGCAGAGGAUGAUGUGCAUUUCGCUGAGCUGAACGUAUGGCAGACGCUAUACUUCGCGCUCCUGAACAAGACGAAGAAGAAGGAGAGGGAACACAUACCGGUCAUUCUGGAAGCGCUACUGAAGAUCUUUGGAAUAUCGCACACCAAGUAUACGCCUGUUGGUAAUGAAUUCCUGCGAGGUGUGAGUGGAGGAGAACGCAAGCGUGUUUCCAUUGCUGAGACUCUGGCUACCAAGUCAACAGUAGUCUGCUGGGACAAUUCCACUCGAGGUCUGGAUGCUUCCACUGCGCUCGAUUACGCGAAGUCGCUUCGCAUCAUGACCGACAUCAGUAACCGAACGACUUUCGUGACAUUAUAUCAGGCCGGUGAAGGCAUUUACGAAUUGAUGGACAAAGUCAUGGUGAUCGAUCAGGGUCGGUGUAUCUAUCAAGGUCCAGCAAGUGAGGCGAGGAAGUACUUUUUCGAUCUUGGUUUCAAGGCUCCGGAGCGGCAAACUACUGCGGAUUUCUUGACCGCGGUCACUGAUCCGGGCGAACGGCAGUUCCGCGAAGGGUAUGAAGACAGUGUGCCAAAAUCACCGGAAGAUCUCGAAACAGCGUUCAGACAAUCGGAGAGCUACAAGCGAGCUUUGCGGGAAGUCGAUACCUACGAAGCAGCACUCGAGCGGUCAGACUACGUCGAUGCGCGAGAAUUCGAGGGCGCUGUCCACGAGGGCAAGAGCAAGAAAGUAUCGAAAACAUCGCCAUACACGGUCAGCUUCUUCCGUCAGGUGCUGGCUUGUACGCAAAGAGAGUUAUGGUUGACCUGGGGCGACAAGACGACACUUGUCACAAAAUUCUUCAUUAUCAUCAGCAACGGCCUUAUUGUGGGCAGCUUGUUCUACGGUGAAUCUCUGGACACAUCGGGCGCUUUCAGUAGAGGUGGUGCUCUCUUCUUCUCUAUCCUCUUCCUAGGCUGGUUGCAACUCUCGGAGCUCAUGAAAGCUGUCUCUGGUCGAGCGAUCGUCAAGCGCCACAACGACUACGCGUUCUACCGUCCUUCCGCCGUUGCACUGGCACGUGUCUUGCAAGAUUUUCCCUUGCUGCUCUUUCAAGUCGUACCAUUCGUCCUCAUCAUGUACUUUUUGACCGAGCUCGAUAUGGACGUGUCAAAGUUUUGGAUCUAUCUGUUAUUUGUUUAUACAAACACUAUUUGUAUCACUUCGUUAUAUCGGAUGUUCGCUUCGCUGUCACCAACGAUCGAUGACGCCGUGCGAUUCUCUGGAAUUGCUUUGAACCUCCUUAUCAUCUAUACGGGUUAUGUUAUUCCUAAACCACAACUGCUCCAUCAGUACAUCUGGUUCGGAUGGUUGUACUGGAUCAAUCCCAUUUCGUAUGCUUUCGAAGGAGUCAUAUCCAACGAGUUCUCUGAUCGAGUCAUGGACUGUUCGCCGUCCCAGCUCGUGCCUCAAGGGCCUGGCGUAAAUCCUGCGUAUCAAGGCUGUUCGCUAACCGGCGCCCAACCCAACUCACGGACCAUUCCUGGAUCCGCAUAUCUGGCGACAAGCUUCAAUUAUUCGAGAAGCAACUUGUGGAGGAAUUGGGCUGUAGUCAUCGCUUUUGCGGUCCUUUACCUGCUUGUCACUGUCUGGGGCACUGAAACAUUCUCGUUUACAUCAGGCGGUGGCGGCGCCUUGAUCUUUAAGAAGUCGGAUCGCGCGAAGAAGGCUGUCAAUGAGGCUCCUGCCGACGAAGAAAAAAUCGUCGCGGGCGAGAGCUCUGGGACUGGUCUGAGCGGCGAGACCACCGAAGAACAGCAGGAAGAAGCGCUAGAGCAGAUCUCCAGCAGCGAGAGCAUCUUCACAUGGCAGAACGUUGAAUAUACCGUUCCAUACCAAGGAGGUGAGCGGAAGCUCCUUAAUAAGAUCAAUGGGUACGCGAAGCCCGGCCUGAUGGUCGCACUCGUUGGUGCUUCGGGAGCCGGAAAGACAACGCUGCUUAACACUCUGUCGCAACGACAGAAGAUGGGUGUUGUUUCAGGCGAUGUCCUCGUAGAUGGCAAGCCUUUGGAUGUUGACUUCCAGCGUGGAACAGGCUUCGUUGAACAAAAUGACAUUCACGACGGGACGGCAACUAUCCGAGAAGCACUAGAGUUCUCCGCUAUUUUGCGUCAAGACCGGAACAUUUCCAAAAAGGAGAAGCUCGAAUACGUAGACAAGAUCCUUGAUCUGCUCGAACUUCAGCAAAGUCAGGAUGCUCUUGUCUCGAGUUUGGGCGUAGAACAAAAGAAGCGGCUGACUAUCGGAGUCGAGCUUGCAGCUAAACCGUCUUUACUUCUGUUCCUUGAUGAACCCACCUCCGGUUUGGAUUCCAACUCGGCGUUUAGUAUUGUGCGUUUUUUGAAGAAGCUUUCUUCUGCCGGCCAGGCGAUAAUCUGCACAAUCCAUCAACCAUCAUCGGUCCUCAUCCAGCAGUUCGAUAUGAUCCUUGCGCUCAAUCCGGGCGGAAACACUUUCUAUUUUGGCCCGGUCGGGACCAACGGGAGAGACGUUAUCAAGUACUUCUCGGAUCGAGGUGUUCAAUGUCCUCCGAGCAAGAACGUUGCUGAGUUCAUCCUUGAGACCGCUGCAAAACCGGUCAGACGUAAAGAUGGUACUAGAAUCAAUUGGAACGACGAGUGGGCUGGUUCGACCAACAAUCAAGAGAUGCUCCAGGAAAUUAACCGUAUAAAGAGCGAGCGUAGCCAGACGACUUCCAAAGCCAAGCACGAAGCGACCGAGUUCGCGGCAUCGGUUUGGCUUCAGACUCAAAUGCUUACGAAGCGCGUCUUCACACAGUACUGGCGCGACCCUUCCUACCUCUAUGGCAAGCUCUUCGUCGCCGUGAUUUGUUCGAUCGCAAACGGCUUCACCUAUUACCGUUUAGGCAACACCAUCGGCGACAUGCAAAACCGCCUGUUUUCUACGUUCCUGAUUCUCCUCAUUCCGCCCACCAUUGUCAACGCCGUCGUGCCAAAGUUCUAUACGAACAUGGCGCUCUGGCAAGCGCGCGAGCUGCCCUCACGCAUUUACGGCUGGGUUGCCUUCACAACUGCGCAAGUCGUUGCCGAGAUCCCCAUUGCGAUCGUCUCCUCGGUUCUCUAUUUUCUCCUGUGGUAUUACCCAGCCGGGCUUCCCACAGACAGCUCGACGGCCGGCUACGUCUUCCUCAUGACGAUGCUGUUCUACCUGUUCAUCUCGUCAUGGGGUCAAUGGAUAUGCGCUUUCGCGCCCAGCUUCACUGUGAUUUCAAAUGUUCUUCCGUUCUUCUUCGUCAUGUUCUCGCUGUUCAACGGCGUCGUGAGGCCGUACUCGCAGCUUGCGGUCUUCUGGAAGUACUGGAUGUACUACGUGAACCCGAGUACGUACUGGAUUGGUGGCGUGUUGGCAGCGACUCUGCAUGGGAUCCCGGUUGAGUGCCAGUCGAGCGAGACUGCACAUUUUGAUUCGCCAGACGGUCAAACGUGCAGCUCUUACGCUGGCUUCCUUUCACAGUCGCCGGGUUAUCUAUUGAAUCCUGAUGCUACGUCUGGCUGCAUGUACUGCCCAUACUCUUCGGGAGACGACUACUUGGCCACACUCAACAUCAAGGCUAGUGAGAAGUGGCGCGAUUUCGGUAUCUUCCUUGCGUUCUGCGUCAGCAACUGGGCCUUGGUGUACUUCUUCAUUUGGAGCGUUCGAAUCAAGGGUUGGAAUUUUGGGUUUGGAGCUGUCGGCAAGGCGGCUGGGAAAGCCAUGCGGGGGUUGAAGAGCAAGGGGAAGAAGAAGCAAGGUGAAGAGGAGGCCUAA